AGAAACAACACGAAUCUACGAAAUCGUUUGUGAGGAAAAAAAAGGGUUACAGUUUUGUGAAAUUAUGGCCGAUAACCUCUGUGGGUCAACUUCAAAGGAAUGUGCAACUUGUCAUAAGAAAGAUUUACUGAUAAUCUCCUGUGAGGCGCAGCAACACACUUUCUGUUUGUCUUGCCUCACAACAUUCGUUGAGUCACGCACAUCCACAGGAAAACCGCCAACUGGGUUGGCAAUGCGCCUUGGCUGUCCUUUGGGGUGUGGAUCACAACUUGAACCUUACCUACUGCAGGAUAUCAUUGACGAAAUUGCUGCGACAUCAAAGGAGAAAACCUCAAGAGGUCCUUCCUGCGAUGGACAGACUUCUUCCAGGUCUUGUCCGAAUGAUCGAUGCUCCUUUGAUUUUCGGCCCGAUGACGGCGAUUUUGAAACUCUUUAUCCGUGGUGCCCAGAAUGCUGCGCAUUUUAUUGCUGUACUUGUCAAAGACGACUUGGAGAUGAAGGAUACACCGAUCAUAUUUGUCCAGCCGGUCAGAUCACUGACAUAACUAAUGAUGCCGUAGCAAGCCAAACAUUGUGCAGAGUAGUUUGCGAGGCUAUGUUUGUACGAUGUCCCAGCAACUCUUGCCAGUCGACUGACCGAGCGGAAGACCUGAUAGUGAAGAGGAAUGAGGAUUGUAACGCUAUAAGAUGUUGGACAUGUCAAAGAUUCUUCUGCUUCAUUUGCACGAAAGACCUGGGGAUGAACAGAGAAGAUGCACUUAAGGCAUUUCCACACAGGAAUGCUAGCGAAGCUAACGCUCCUUGCUGUUGGCUCAUUGACGAUGCAUUAAGCGGAAAUACUAAAACAAGAGCGUUACUGAUACGGCAGAUGAAUGCAGCAGCUGAUUAUCUUCGUUCUCUCCAAAUGAGCAACGAAAAGAAAUUGAUUUUGCUGAAUAGUAAUAGGGAAGUACUGGGGGAGGUAUUCACGCAUUUGAUCAAGAAAUAUGGACCCAAAAGAGACCAAGAGAAGUGUGUCAUAUUGUAGAGUUUUUAAAAAGUGUGUUAUACGCGCACUAAGAUUUUGAAGCGCUUAUUUGAGAACAGAGCUAGUGAUAAAUGUAUUAUAAUGCAAAAAAGGACUGCUCUUUAAGUAAUGUAAUUACAUAUUAUACGUACUUUUUAAUCUGUUCAAGAAAGGUUGAUUGAAAAGUCACAUUUACCUUUUUAUUUCAAUAUUUGAACGGAAUCAUAAUUCUACAUUAUAAUAAGAAAGCUUUCAUC
Molecule: messenger RNA, 1263 nt
Organism: Pocillopora damicornis (cauliflower coral)
Lineage: Eukaryota; Metazoa; Cnidaria; Anthozoa; Scleractinia; Pocilloporidae
Product: E3 ubiquitin-protein ligase RNF14
Source: RefSeq, a predicted model, not a curated record